CAUGUUCUAUGAUAGAUCCUAAUUGGGAAGUUACAAAUAAUUCGAAUUCUAUAUUUUGUCUGUUGAAAUUACGAAAAACUGUAGUCAAGCUUGUUGAAAAUCAUUCAACCCAUCAAAUGCUGCUACUAAAACUUGAUGGCACGUUUACUACAAAUUCAAACGAAAUUUGGAAAGAAUGUGUUAGUGAAAUGAUGCAAAUUUGCAAAAACAAUGAUUUGCUUCAACUAUAG
Racocetra persica is the source of this 230-nucleotide messenger RNA. The record is from the annotation of a GenBank genome assembly. Lineage: Eukaryota; Fungi; Glomeromycota; Glomeromycetes; Diversisporales; Gigasporaceae.